Messenger RNA from Truncatella angustata, 831 nucleotides. RefSeq lists its product as uncharacterized. Bases 1 to 831 code for a protein of 276 amino acids. Gene Ontology annotation, biological process: mycotoxin biosynthetic process. NCBI's taxonomy places the organism in Eukaryota, Fungi, Ascomycota, Sordariomycetes, Amphisphaeriales, Sporocadaceae. The record is from RefSeq and is a predicted model, not a curated record. The transcript is spliced from 5 exons.
AUGCACCAGCAAGAUGAAACAGCAGAGUAUGAACGACUUUAUGCCGAUCGCUCAUCUGGCGAAAAGUCGGAUGGUUCAUUUGACGACGAGGAAGAUUCAAAAUUAGCUUUACCAAGAGGUCGUAGCUGGUGGUUAUCAUGGCGCGGUUGGAUACUUCAUCUGGGGCUGCCCCUUGUAUAUACCGUUAUAUUCAUUGAAGCCAUGUCACAUGUGUGGAGAGGUGAUGGAGGAAUGUUCAGUCUAGUUGAAUCCCCGGCAAAGUACAUCGGCAAAAAGACACAUCUUGAAGUUUUCCCGCUGGACAAGUUCCUUGAAGGCCCGUAUACCGGGCAGCCCGGACCAGAGCUGGACGAAGUAUGGGGUGAUCUACUACAAUAUAACAACAUGCGGAUACCUGACGAAAUGGUUCAAACUCUGGGACGGGAGUACCAAGGAGUCAAACUGCCCGACGGGGGAUAUCUGGGGGUAUUGAGCGUCUUCCACGAAUUACACUGCAUUAAAAGAGUGUUUCGAACAAUACACUCAGAUUACUACUUCCCUAACGCCACUGCAGAGAUGCGCAAGGAGUUUACCGAGCACGCCGAGCAUUGCCUCGAACUCUUCAGAAUGUCGGCUAUGUGCCGCGGCGAUGUCUCAGUCCUCACACACAGAUGGGUGGACGGGGAUUUGUUGCCGCACGUGAAUCAGAGCUCUCCGCACCAAUGUGUGGAUUGGAGUCAAGUCAUGGACUUUGCCGAAUCUGCAUCGGUCGACGUCUUCCGUAAGGACUAUAUCAUUAACCCAGAAACUGGUAAGAGAUGCCCGGCCCCAUAUCAUCGAAAACAUUGCUGA